AUGCCUGGAGAGAAGGAGAGUCCAUGCUUCCCACAUGAGCCACACUUGCAGGCCCACAGUGAGACCCAGGGCCUGGCAGGUGCUCAGGUUCCAGAGGCUGAGAAUGAGGCUUCCUCUUCCUCCUCUUCUUCUUUGAUCCCCUGCACCAUGGAAGAUGUUUCUAUUCCUGGGACACCCAGUACUCCCCAGGGUCCUCAGAGUGUCUGCUCCUUCUCCACUGUCACCACAGCCACCUCAUCAAGCAAAUCAGAUGAGGUCUCCAGCAGCCAAGAAGAGAUGGAAAAUUCAAACACUUCACAAUCCCUGCCAGACACUGAGAACUUGCGCACAGACCCUCUAGAUGAAAAGGUGGAAUUGUUAGUCUGUUUUCUGCUGCAAAAAUAUCAAAUGAGAGAGCCAAUCACAAAGGCAGAUAUGAUUGGUGAUGUUAUCAAAGAGCACAAGGAUGACUUCCUUGAGAUCCUCAGGAGAGCCUCUGAGCAGAUGGAGCUGGUCUUUGGCAUUGAUGUGAAAGAAGUGGACUGUACCACCCACAGCUAUGCCCUUGUUAACAAGCUGGACCUCACCUAUGAUGGAAGGCUGAGUGAUGAACAGGGCAUGCCCAAGACUGGCCUCCUGAUAAUCGUCCUGGGAGUGAUCUUCAUGAAGGGGAACUGUGCUGCUGAAGAGGAAGUCUGGAAAGUGCUGAAUAUGAUGGAUAUAUAUUCUGGGAGGAAGCAUUUCAUCUUCGGGGAACCCUGGAGGCUCAUCACCAGUGAUUUCGUGAAGGAAAAGUACCUGGAGUACCAGCAGGUGCCCACCAGUGAUCCUCCACAUUAUGAAUUCCUGUGGGGUCCAAGAGCCCAUGCUGAAACAAGCAAGAUGAAAUUGCUGGAGUUUUUGGCUAAGAUCCAUGGGACCAAUGCCAGGAGCUUCCCAUCUCAGUAUGAGGAGGCUUUGAGAGAUGAGGAAGAGAGAGCCCAAGCCAGAAUUGAAGCUAGGGCUUGCACAAGUGCCAGGGCCAGUGCAAGUUCUGGUUUUUCCCACCCUUAG
Molecule: messenger RNA, 1032 nt
Organism: Hippopotamus amphibius kiboko
Lineage: Eukaryota; Metazoa; Chordata; Mammalia; Artiodactyla; Hippopotamidae
Product: melanoma-associated antigen B16-like
Exons: 1
Coding region: 1-1032 (343 amino acids)
Biological process (GO): negative regulation of transcription by RNA polymerase II
Cellular component (GO): nucleus
Source: RefSeq, a predicted model, not a curated record